UGCAGAGCUACGCGCAAGGGGCAAAUCGUCCCAAGGAUCUCGCCCCAGAGUCGUUGCCGUCGUCUUAAGAAGCUGUUGAGCGCGGGAUCCAGGGGUUGUACGUUGCACCAGAUCAGGCGUGUCAACCUACUGAGCUGUUCCAGCCCUGCAUCUGGUCCAACAGUCGGCUCCCAGACCAGACAUUUGAAUCCCGGAGACAAUCGCCGUUGCGUGUUCCUGAGUCUGUCUGCGCCCUUCUGCCAUCCCCAGCUGUCCAGCAUACAGCUGUGGUGGCUCUUGCAAGAGCUCCCUUCAACUUCAGGUAUCCAGCGGAAAUCAGCUUGAAUGUCGACGGCCAAGAUCCAGGAGCCGGUCUACAAGGUGUAUGAGCCCGGCUACCACCCGCACCGCACCAUCAUUCUCGACGAGCAGGUCGAAUCCCCAGAGACGCUGACAAUUCGGCUGGAGGAGGAAGCCGCUCGAAACGGGGGAGACCUCACAAGGGGCUGCCCCCCCGGUCUCCUGCCCAUGCCGAUGUCCGCGUAUAAGUCUCAACCGCCUCAGCUGCACGGCUACGCAGACUCGACCUACUCGCAGUACUCCUCCCAGCCCUUCUCAUCCCAGCAGACGGAGAAUGCCGCCUCGCAGAUCAACCAGAUGGCAUUUGCCGCAAACAAUGCGGCCGCCGGGCAGUAUCUCGGGGCGUCGCAGGUCACGCCGCCCAACAGCGUCAACGUCUUGUCCUGUCAUCCAAGCGGAGGUCCCCAGGGCACCAAAGUGUCGCUCAAGGCGACAUGCCAGUACGAUCUUGUUGGCAGCAGUGUGGCCGCGUCCGCCCCCUUCGUUUCGCUUGUUUUUGGCUCACAUCGGUGUGCGGCAAAAGUCGCCAGAGAUUCGCGGGACGGCAGCGGCGCCUGCACUUACACAAUUACGGCCGCGGCUCCGCAGUUCCUGAGCACGGGCUGUCCGUCCCUCAGCAACGUGCCCCUGACGCUUCUUGUGGAAAGCGCAAGCGGCGACGAAUUGGCCAGGGUGCCCAACGUCGGCGCGUUCUCGUACCAUGACGUUCAGGGCGGUGCCGCGGGAGGAAGCGCCGGGUUCGGAGUGCCAGAUGAGAGCAGCCCGCCGGACCUGGGUUCGCCCAAGACCAGAUCACCUGUUCACCGGCCCAGCCCCCCAAGCCACGAUGGCCAGGCUCAAGCCAAAACAACCAGCCAGGUUGCCCAUCCUGCGCUAACCGAGGAAGCUUCCACCAAUACGUACGGCUUCUCACCCAGCGUCUCGGCCCCCAACACGGCCGCCCAGAUACAUGCUCAACCCCAAACACAUCCCGACUUCGCCACCGCUGCUACGGGCGCCUACAGCCAAGGAAGCAGCAGCAUGCUUUCGUCGUACCGGGCGGCGUCCUUUACGGACCACUACACGCGCGCGCCCCCCAUGCUCCGGUCGCCGCACGGGACGGGGUGGAUGUUCGGCAGUCAACUCGACCCGUUCCGGGCUUCGACGUCCGCCCUGUCGCAUGGGACCCACGCCGCGGUCUCACGCCCUAGCCUCACUCCGCUGCAGCACGCCGGUUCCCCGACACCGCAGCUCGUCAGAACCAGCACGCUGGCCCAGCCCGCCGGCGGAUUCCCAUACGGAGUCUACCAGGAGAAGGCGACGCUCAAGAUCAUCGGUGACUUGUCAUCAAUGGCGGAGGGCUGGACGCAAGAAGAGUGGGAGAACAAGCGCAGGCUGGUGCUGUUCAGGAAACAGCAGACGGGGAGCGUCCUGACAGUGAGCUUCAAGCCGGUGAGCGUGGCCGAGCGGCCGCCCCACAGCAUCUGCAUCAGCUGCAUCUGGUGGGAGGAGAAGCAGGCGUGCUACGUCACCUCGGUCGACACGAUCCACCUGCUCGAGCAGCUCCUCGCUGCCCCGAACCGGUUCGGCGUAGACGAAAAGAACCGCAUCCGCAGGAACCUCGAGGGUUUUCGACCGGCGACCGUCAGCAAGGCACGGGCCGAGAGCGAGGAGUUCUUCAAGGUCAUCAUGGGCUUUGGCAACCCGAAGCCGCGCAACAUCGAGAAGGACGUGAAGGUGUUCCAUUGGAAGGAUCUCUCGGGCGCGCUCUACAAGAUCAUCUCCAAGUACAGCGCCUCGACCACGACCGUCAUGACGCCAAACAGUUCCCCUCAUGUUGCCACCACCGUCGGUCUCACCGGGAGCUACCCUGCCCUACCGCCGACGCCGGUCUCUUCGACGUCGAGUAUUGCCGCGGACACAGCCGCCUCGGCAGGUUACGCUGGCGCUGCCGGCCACCACCACGCCGAUUCGCUGGCGAGCCCGCGCACGCUAAGUGGAGGACCUUCCUCAUGGUCAACAUACGACGCAGCAGCCGCGAAGACGCUGUCCCCGGGGCUCAAAACCAACUCCCCCGUGGGAACUUCUGGGCUGCGUCUAUCCGCCAUGCCGGUUGUUUACGACCACCGGGGCUCAACGCACAGUCUCGCGUCGCCGUACGGACUGUCCACCCCCGCCCACCACAACGCGCAUCACACGCAUGCGGGUUACGGCCAUUCUGGGGUUCCCGCCUCGCAGGCUCAGUCGCGAAGCUGGGAGGGCUACUCGGUUGCGGCAGCCGACGGCUACACCAGCCAGGCGGGCAGCGGGCAUGGGCAGGUGUACGGUGGCGCAGCGUACGAGGAUGGUGGGCCGCGUGCCUGAGCGCGUGAUCACCCCUCCUCCUUUCCUCCACCCAUCCCCUUGGCGGAGAGUUCGGGCGCCCGCAGGGGGGAGGGGAUCUUGGGCCGGGCGGCAGACUCCUCGCACGGCAGUUCACAGCCUAGCGCCCCUGAUGGGCUGUGCACGAGUUCUUGCGCGGCAAACCGGCCACGGGUUGAGGGGUGGGCGCCGGAGACGCGUGAGAGUUGCGCGUGUCUGAGGGUGGGACCCGGCUGGAUGCCGUGAGUCACGGUCGACAGCGGAACGGUGGGCGUGUGGGAUUCGAAGAGCCGCUGCGGCCCGGUCGGUUCUGUCCCUGUUCCUGUCUCCGUCCCAGCCCCCAUCCGAACGAUGGACAAGGGGCCCAGCAAGGUAUGAGCCGGCCACCAGCCGGGUCGAUCCUUGAGGUUGAUUCUGAUAUCUGGCAGACUGCCUAGCCGAUGUGACAGUCGACGGCGCGACGGGAGAGUAACACGGCCUCGACGAAGGAGUCUCUCUCCACCCAG
Molecule: messenger RNA, 3185 nt
Organism: Thermothielavioides terrestris NRRL 8126
Lineage: Eukaryota; Fungi; Ascomycota; Sordariomycetes; Sordariales; Chaetomiaceae
Exons: 4
Coding region: 325-2682 (785 amino acids)
Cellular component (GO): nucleus
Source: RefSeq, a predicted model, not a curated record